AGCACAGUGGUUUUCAUCCACUUUUUCACACUGUGGGAAGAUGCUGUGAAACUAUUGUUAUUCGAUAAUAAGAUGAAAUGAGAAAUAAAUAAGAUGUCGGUUCAAAACAUCAGACUCCCUCCUCUACCAGUACCUGAAAGACCGUACCCAGGCUAUUCUCCUCGUGACAAUGACAAAAGGAUGUCGAAGACAAAGACUAGUCACAUGGGGACAGGAGAAUCACGAACCUCCAAGGUAGGACCCGCCUCAGGCUACCUGUCCACGUGGCCGGCUCACAUGACGUCACGGAUCAUUGAUGAAGGGAAGAGUUGCUUCACCCGGGAAAAGAUAAGGAUCCAUGGGUGUGACGAUGGCCUCAGUGGACCUCCCCUGGGGAAGCCUCGCUUCCUGGUGCUCCUGGAGGAGCAUUUGAGGCUGAAGCUGCAGGACUGGAGCCCGGAGCUGCCCAAAGCACAUGAAUACAAACUGCAGGCAUAUCGAGAUGUCUUUGACUACUUCAUCGAGGACUUCAGAACCUACAAGCCUCUCCUCAUUUCCAUCAAGAACGAAUAUGAAACUGCCCUAGGGCACCUGCGGGACCGGAUCCGGGAGCUGGAGCCCCUGCGGGCACAGCUGGCCAAGGUGGCGGAGGAGAGCGACCUGCGCAUCAUGGCUCUGUGCAAAGAGGAGAAGGAAGAGGUGACCAAAUUGAAGGAGGAGUGCAGAAAGCUGGAGAAAGUGAUUGACGUCCUGAAGGAGGAGCAGUUGUGUCUACAGGCACAGGUAAGUUGUCUGGAGGAGGAUCUUCGUGCUCAGUACCAGGCAUACCGCGACGAACGGGAUGCCCGCAACCUGCUCAUCGACAAAGUCAACUGCUUGACCAACGAGAAGGAGCAGGACCACCAUGAGGAGCACGAGGAGGAGGACAUACUGAAGCUGAAGCUGACACUGAAGGUGUGCCGGGAGGAUAUGACCCGGGCCCAGGUGCAGCUCAACCAGCUUCAGGCUGACUAUGCGGAUGUGGUACCCCGGCGAGACUGGGACAAUUUGGAGCUCACCCACCAGGAGAACCAGGAGAAGCUGGAGACGUUGCAGAAGGACUUUGAGGAGCUGAAGGCGCAGCAUGACACGCUCACAGAGGAGCACCAGCAGGUGGUGCUGGAGAGGGACAACCUGCAGGCCAAGCUGGAGGGCGACCGCACCUACACCCCUCGGCCCACGUGGGAGAUAUGCGCAGACGCCCUGGGCGGGAGCGAGCGGUGGGCGGAGGUCUCCUCUGACCUGAGCAGCCAGCAGCUCCUGGAGCUUGUCCUGACAGAGCUGGGAGUCGUUCCUGACGUGGAGGAGAAGGAGGUGGUGCUCCCCCUGGUGACCACUCAAAGCAUUGCUGAUGACAUACCAGAGUGCCUGCACUACGAGGGGGACUUCAAGAAGACGGUCCUGCAGAAAGCAGAGGCAGUGAGAGCCAUAAAGGAUGUCUGGAAGGAGAAAGUGACCGAGGAUGAUGAGAAGGAGGAGAGGAGCAGCCUGGCAGAGUUUCUCCACAGGCAUCUCGACAGGCAGCACGGGGAGCGCGCUGGAGACUGGGCCUACAGCCUGCUGCAGGCCUGCCAGCAGCACCACCAGGACGACCUCAUCGGACUCUUCUAUGACAUCCUCACUGGAAAGGUGGAUGAAAGCGUGUACCAUGGGCAGACCCAAAUGCUGUCCCACCUGCUGAAGGAGCUGAUCCAGAGUGACACCACUGAGAGCGGGAUGCUGACCAAUCAGGAGUUCAGUGAGGCCUUGAAGAGGGCGUUCCCUCUGAAGGAAGAGCAGGACAUCGAGGAGCUGGUGACUGCAGCUCAAACAGAGCUGGGCAACAGCGAUGGAGGCAUUUCCUAUCAGGCCCUGUAUACAGAGGAUUCAGAUGGGAAACACAGGGACUUCUUGAGUCUGGUGAAGCGACAGAGAGGUGAGGAGAGGCACCGGUAUGUCAGCCAGCUGAGGGACCAGCUUGGAGAGAAAAGUAUGGUGGAGAUGGAGGAUCUGAAGAUGGCCUUUAAGAACAUAGACCCAAACUUGGGUCAGGCUAUGCUGGAGCGAUACCUAGCCCUGGCCUUCCAGACUCUGCCCACCCAGCUGGAGGAGUCCCCUGCCGCCCUGGACACGGACCUGGCCCUGCAGCGCCUCCUGAUGGCGGAUUUGAACAGGACAGGACCACCACAGGACCCGGUGUAAAACAUACAGGAUUGUAAACAUGUUGUAAACAUCCUGACACAGAAAAUUCACCUUUCUUUUUUAACAGCUGUGCAGAUCUUGUUGUGGCUACACUGGGGCUUGAACCACCAACCAUCCGGGUCCCGGUCAUGUACCUUAGCCACUAGGCUACAGAUUUUUUCUGUAAAAUGGUGAGCAUUGUUGGGCUGAAUGGCCUGUUCUCAUCUUUAUGUUAUGUUAUACACACAUAGGAUUCUUUGUAAACCUCCUGACAUAGAAAAUGCAAGUUUUUGUAACUUUGGUAAAACAUAAAAAUUAUGGCAACGUGAUGUACUUAUUAUUAGGGACUCUGAAAAACAGAACAUGUGGAAACUACUAUAGGUUUCUUGGAAAACAUCAUGCAUCCAUCUAGGCAAUAAAAGUGAACCGUUUCUGGA
Molecule: messenger RNA, 2615 nt
Organism: Conger conger (European conger)
Lineage: Eukaryota; Metazoa; Chordata; Actinopteri; Anguilliformes; Congridae
Gene: tsnaxip1
Product: translin-associated factor X interacting protein 1
Exons: 16
Coding region: 94-2199 (701 amino acids)
Cellular component (GO): cytoplasm
Source: RefSeq, a predicted model, not a curated record